AUGCCUUCAUCGUUUUCAAAAUCAAACCGUACUCUUGCUGCAGUAGCUGCUGGUGCUGCCGUUGUUACAUAUGCUGGUAAUAAAGUAUAUAAAGCACGUACUGCAAAUAAAUAUGAUGAUGGAAUCGAUGUUAAUAAUCAAUCCGUUGAAAUUGAUCCUGUUGAGCAUAUUCGUCGUUGUACUUUUUAUAAAGAUGUUGAUAUUUAUUCAUAUUAUAAAACAAUUUACCCGAAUAUAAAAACAUUAGGUGAUGUUAUUCCUCAUGGUUAUACACUUUCUAAUAAUGGACCAUGUGUUACAAAUAUUGAUCUAUCCAAUAAACAAAAUCCACUCAAUUGGAUUUCUUAUUCACAGGCAUUAGAAAAAAUACGUUAUAUUGGUUCACAUUUAUGGACAAAUGUUAAACUAAUACCUAAUGAAUCCAAAGUAGCUAUUAUAUCACCAAAUCGAGCUGAAUAUACUUUUGUUGAACAUGCUUGUUACAUGUAUGGUUUUAUUGUUGUUGCUCUUUAUACAAGUUAUGAUUCUGCAACUGUUCUAUCAUUAUUAGAUAGAACAGAUACUGAUGUACUUGUUGUUGAUAAUAUUGCUCGUAUUCAACCAUAUAAAGAAAAAAUUCUACAAAAUACACGUAUUAAACAAAUUCUUAUUAUGGAUGAUGAAGUAACAAAUCCUAAAAAUGAAAAAAUUAAAAGUAUUCCUGCUAUUUUAAAAACUAUGCAACAAGCAGAUGUUCGUCCAUUACCAAAAAUAGAUCCAGAUGAUACUGCUGCAUUUAUUUUAACUAGUGGAACAACAGGUGAACCAAAACUUGCAAUGUUAUCACAUACAAAUAUUCUUGCUUCAAUGAAAGGUGUUACUGAUCGACGACAACGUGCAAAUCUUCUUCCUCAUGCUGAUCAUCUACAUGUUUCAUAUUUACCAUUAGCACAUUUAUAUGAACGACUAAUAUUAAUUCUUAACUUUAUUCAUGGUUCUCAAGUUGCUUAUUGUCCAACACCAGAAAAAGUUUUUGAAUGUUAUCAACUUGCAAAACCAACAGGUGCUUCAAUGGUACCAAGAAUCUUAAAUAAAGCUUAUGAUACAAUAAUGACUGAAGUUAAUAAAAGUAAAAUAAAACGAUUUCUUAUAUCACAAGCAUUACAUAAUGAAAAACCAUCAUUAUAUUCUCGUUUUAUUUUUCGUAAAAUAAAAAAUUUAUUUGGUGGAAGACUUGAGGUUAUGGUAACUGGUUCGGCGCCAAUAACACAUGAAGUUUUACAUUUUUUUCGUAUAGCACUUGAUAUACCAAUUAUAGAAGCUUAUGGUCAAACAGAAUCAACUGGAUCUGCAACAAGUACACAUGGUAUAGAUUUAGCUUGUGGAAUGGUUGGUUCACCUGUUGCUGCUGUAGAACUUAAACUUAUUGAUGUACCUGGUACAAAUUAUCGUAGUGAUAAUAAUCAAGGAGAAGUUUGUAUUCGAGGACCUGUUGUUUUCAAAGGUUAUUAUGGUGAUGAAAAGAAAACACGUGAAACAAUUGAUGAAGGUGGUUGGCUUCAUACAGGUGAUGUUGGUGAAUGGACAAGUACUGGAACAUUACGUAUUAUUGAUCGUACAAAACAUAUAUUUAAAUUAAAUCAAGGUGAAUAUAUUGCACCUGAACGUCUUGAAGAUGUUUAUCUUCGUUCACGAUGGGUUAAUCAAAUAUUUGUUGAUGGAAUACCUACUGAAUCAACUGUUGUCGCUAUUGUUGUACCUGAUGAAGAAUAUGUUCGACAAAAUUUUAAAACAACAGCAACAUCUUUUGAAGAUAUAUGUAAAGAUGAAAAAUUAAAUGAAAUUAUUUUGAAUGAUUUAAAAAGAUUAGCAAGAGAAUAUAAAUUUAAAUAUUAUGAAACUAUUUCUAAUAUACAUCUACAUUCCGAAUUAUUUUCACAAGAGAAUGGUCUUGUUACAUCUACAUUAAAAACUCGACGAACAGCAGUUCGACAAUAUUUUCAAGAUAAAAUUCAAUCACUUUAUGAAGGAAUUGAAAAAUUAAUGAAACCAAUUACUGAACUGCAAUCAAAACUAUAA
Molecule: messenger RNA, 2058 nt
Organism: Adineta steineri
Lineage: Eukaryota; Metazoa; Rotifera; Eurotatoria; Adinetida; Adinetidae
Source: the annotation of a GenBank genome assembly